This is a messenger RNA of Populus euphratica (Euphrates poplar), 1873 nucleotides long. Its product is annotated as anaphase-promoting complex subunit 2-like. The transcript has 3 exons. The record is from RefSeq and is a predicted model, not a curated record. Lineage: Eukaryota; Viridiplantae; Streptophyta; Magnoliopsida; Malpighiales; Salicaceae. Bases 23 to 454 code for a protein of 143 amino acids.
UCUUUUUUCUCAGUAUCAAUUGAUGGUUUCUUCGGUUCUCAUUUCUAAUCUUCCUCUCCAUUUUCCUGAAAUACCACACUGGUAUUUUAAGGGAAGGCUGGAGGAGCUGAGUACAAUAAUGGAUGGAAUGUUUAAUGGCAAUGACGAUGAUUCUCUAGAUAAAGAUGACAUGGAUUUAGAUGGGAAGGGGAAAAUGUUACAUGGGAAUAGUGCGAUGGAUAUUGAUGAAUGCUAUCUUCGAGGGAAAUUUGCAGAGAAUAACAAAUUGGUGAAGAGUAUUGGAAUGGUUGCACGUUACCUUGGAAGUCUUGGAUUUACAUCUACGACUGAAAGUACAUAUGCUUCUGCCAUUCUUUUGCUUCUGAAGCAUAUUUCCUAUUUGGAUGGCAGGCUAAAGAGUGGAUCAUGGUCAUUUCCAGUGUUUAUGAGCAUUUCCAUUUCUUCUUCCCCAUAAAAUUUCUGCAUCAAGGAUGUUCAGCUCUUGAUUUGUUUAUCGUCUGGUAAUUUCAUCCAUGAGGUACAUUAAAUUGGGAACUGCAAUUGUCACGUUAAUUGAGUGGCUGUAAUAUAACUGCUCUCUGAAACCGCAUUAUAGUCAAUUUUGGGCAAUGCAGAGGGACUGUCAUGGACUAGAUGCACAAACAUUUAUUGCACUAUAAAGAUAAGCUAAUUUAAAAUGUUUUGCGCUGCAAAGAGAAGCUAUAGCAAAUCCUACUCUGUUUGAUGUCAUUUAAGGUGCCCUGUGUCCAAUCACCUGGAAUCUGCAAACAUAAAUAAUGCUCUGCCAUUUCAUGCAUUGCUUACAUCGUUUUUUGUUAUUAUGUUACACUUUCUAUUUUUAUCUGCCUGUAUAUCUUCCUUCAGCAAUAAUUACAGGCUGUCUUGCAUGCACUACUUGCCUAUCAUGGUGAUACUGCUAGCUAUAAUAUCCUUUCACCACGUCUCCGAUCACCUCUAGCGACUUACCCUUCUGCAUGUUAUCCUGGAAUUAAUGCUCCCUCUGAAGGACUUGUUAGAUGGCAGUUGCGGCUAGAGUAUUUUGCUUGUGAUACAUUGCGCAAGAUUUGAGGAUUUCUAAACUAUUUGAGAUUAUUGUUGACUAUCCUGAUAGGUAGGUUUUUUGCAUUCUUAACCUCACUUCUCCCUACCGAUUCCUAAAAAUAAGGCAGCGAAGACAACUGCUAUUAUUUAUGUUUUUUCUUCAUAGUUUUGCCUUAACAUAAAUAAUGAUUACGAGAUUCUGAUGUAACAAACAGAAUAUGACGGCUGUCUGUCUGCGUUCUCACCUAAAGAAUCCAGAAUGUCGUGGUUGUGGCUGCUCUCAUGUUUCUGAUUGUGCAUUAAAACUAGCAUGUUUCACUGGGCAUGUAUUGCCUUCAGAAAACUAUGGUACAGUGACUGGAAAGAGUUAGAAAAACACUUGGCCAUGGUGCCUUGUGCAAGAAAGAGUUUUCGAAAUUUCACAAAGUUAAAGUUUUAAUUUAUAAACAAAUAGAUUUAGUAAAAGGAGGCCAUUGUUGAUUCUCCCUCCCUCACCCUCACCUUGUUGUGCACAUAGAUCAAUGACCAAUUUAUUAGUGUAGCAGGAUGAUAAGUCUUGGGUUUCAUUUGCAUGGGGAGCAUGCAUGGGUGAAGUUUGAUUUUGAUUUUGAAUGAUUUUAUGUAUUUUUGUCUAGAAAACAAGUACUGGCACCAUAUCAAUGCACUUUUAGUUGCCUUACUUUCCUCUUUGCAUCUAAAAUUUGAAUCCUGCUCCUCUUCUGAUGCUACAAGAACUAGAGCAAGUAAGGUUUUAUCCAAACCUCCCUGUGAGCAGCAUGAUAGGUUUAGUGCAUAAAUGGACAUCGCUAAUGUUAAUGUAAGAUGCUAUUGG